Messenger RNA from Amaranthus tricolor (Joseph's coat), 2128 nucleotides. RefSeq lists its product as uncharacterized. The record is from RefSeq and is a predicted model, not a curated record. NCBI's taxonomy places the organism in Eukaryota, Viridiplantae, Streptophyta, Magnoliopsida, Caryophyllales, Amaranthaceae. The transcript has 9 exons. The coding region runs from base 236 to 1813 and encodes 525 amino acids.
GCACCUUCUUCACUCCCAACUCUUUCGAUUCGAUAAAUACUCUACUCAACUGCAGUUUUCAGUCGGACUCUUCCUAAAUUGCGCCUCUCCAUUUUCUGUCGAUCUAAUUUACGCCGGUGAUGCAUGUCAUCAUUCUCAUCUCCAUUUUCGAUACAAAGCUUUGAAGAAAUUUAUCCGAAUCGUAAUCUACUUGAUCGUCAUUAAUGCUGACAAACAUCUUGAAGGUAAUUAGGUGAUGAUGGGGAAUCGUGGACCAGAGGAAAGAAACAAAACCAUGCAACUUCCACAUAGGAUUCAGCAGCAGAAAGUUUGCUACAUUUGUGGACAUAGGGGCUUCGAAGAUGCUUUAAUGUGCUGCCCAGAAUGUUUAGAUAGUUUUGUACAUCAAUACUGUUUGGGGAUAGCACCAGGAAGCAUUGAUGAUACAUUUGAUUGGUUUUGCGAGUAUUGCUCUCCACCUAUCGCAUUUGAAGAUAAAAAUUUUCGUGGUGAUGUGGAAGAUUAUCAUAAUGAGAAAGCAAUAGUUUCCAUCAUAGAAGAGGUUGAACCACUAUGCAUUUUGCCACCUUCUAUGGCCUAUAUAAGCUCAAAAAGAAAGGAAUUUAGCGAUAAAUAUCAAGCUGGAACUUCCUCCAUAAUCAUGAGUCAUUCGUUGACAAAGCAACCUGAUUCAUUAGUUUCUCCUUUUAUGGAAAAUCCUAAAGAAAUCAUGAGUGGACUAGUUUUACUAACAAGCCGAUCAGGGGAGAUCACUAUUCAUGCAUUGGAUUCCCAAAUUGCUGAAGACACUUCAAUGACUGGUUCAAUAUUUGUGGGUCACCCUAUGAAUUGUAACAUUUUACCUUUAAUAGGGUGUGAAUGCAAGAGACCUAGGACUAAAAGGCGUAGGAUAUCUUGUUCCUCAAGUAAGAAUGCUCUUGCCUCUAAGCUCACCAUUUCAAGUGUAUCGGCAAUAGGGGAUGAAGAGAGUGGUCAAACUAUUGAUGGUCAAGAAGUUCUAAUGUCUAGAAAGACGGUUAAUGAAACAAGCCAAGCUCAUAAAUAUUUAGAAAUACCUUUUGUGAUGAAUGGAUUAUGUGCGGUGGCUGCUACUCAAGGAUGUGCAGUAUCGAAGAGUAUGAUCGGUACAUGUCGCAGUGAUCUCAGAUUGAAUGAUGAUCAAGAAAUGGGUAUUGGCCUUUUCGAGUUGGGAAUUGAUCCACUAAGAAUUCCCUAUGUGCUAAAUAGAGAAAGUUCUACUUAUCUUAGACAAGGAGCAAAAGCCUUGAUGUCUAUGAAGCCGUCUUUCUCACCAAGGGAGUGUGAAGUGGAUACGAAGAUUGAGAUGAAGGCGUUAAAUGAAGACAAUCAAGACACUUUGCAAAUCAGAGAUGUUUCCAAUUUCGGAGCUCUUGACUCAUCGUUUGUGAAGUCUAUUGUGGAAAGCAAACCUUCAUUUUGUGCAACUAACCUCACCUCUGGAAUGGUUUUAAAUGCCGUAAAUAGGAAUCUUAUGGAAUACCUUGCUAUGACUAAUGAACCGCGUGAGCAGAUUUUUAGUAAGAUUGAUAAAUUACAAGAAAGCAUAACUUAUCUAGAUGUUUGGAAGGAAUAUGAUGUUGAGAUUCAAAAACUUAAAAGUGAACUUGAGGGUGAAAAGGAAAAAUUGCAAGAGGUCAUUAAGAAGCAUCGUCGUUCCAUGUGGAAGGUCAUUUUUGAACUUGAGACUACUAAAAAGGAGCUUAAAAGAAAGAUAGAUGAACUUUCGAUAAAAACCAUGCAAGUUGAAAUGGUCAAGGAUCUUGGAGCUAGUAAAGCAUCAAUGCUUGCUUAAAAAUAAGGAAGCGUGUGACCCUUUGUUGUUGGGAUGCUCGGCACAGAGUGUAUAUGAGCUUCAUCCCUUGUAAAAUUGGGAUGACAUACAAAUCGUUGGUAAUGUUUCACGCACAUUAACGCGCCUUGGGGAUAGUUUGCGAAGACAAUGUGCAGAUUUUGUGAGAUGGUGAAGCUUCGUCAAGUUAGGAACCAUGUAGCUUGUGUUUUAUAUGUAAUUAUAUAUGUUGUUGAAAAAUCAUAUGCUUGAAAUUGUUCCUUAGUAGACUUUUAUUGUUGAGAAGUUGGUCCUUAAUAAACUUUUUAUUUUUGAGAA